Molecule: messenger RNA, 690 nt
Organism: Aspergillus pseudotamarii
Lineage: Eukaryota; Fungi; Ascomycota; Eurotiomycetes; Eurotiales; Aspergillaceae
Exons: 2
Coding region: 1-690 (229 amino acids)
Source: RefSeq, a predicted model, not a curated record
AUGGCCGCUCGCCUCGCAAGCCAGUCAAUCCACAUAACAACAACCCCAAUGCCACGUUCCUUAACAGAAAGCAAACAAAUCCUGUCCGCGCUCCAGAAAUUCGGCGAAGUAGUGACCUUCCGCAACCUCAAGUACGACACAACAAACACAUCCCCAAACCCUGCCUCCCGAUCUAUAAUUGCGAUUUUCGAAUCGCCCUCCUCCGCAUCGCAAGCCAUCGCCGCCUCCCCACUCACAAUCCCUCUUGUUCAACCGCCACCACAACCCCAGUCGCAAUCGUAUCUACCGCCUAGAGAACCAGGAACGCCGUCCCCGGAUCCCUGGGCCUCGAGUGAAAAUGCCGCCGUCCAGUCUCAUAUCACCUGUACUAUCCAGCCGUCGCGACAUAACCAUGAGUCUGCGCUGCGGCGGAACCCGUUCCAUACGUUGUUCCAUGUUAAUGGGAAGAGUUGGCAGGCGAGGGAUUUGGUGAAAACUGGGAUUCCGCUGAGGGAGUUGGCGGAUGUGCCCCUGGCGAGGAAGAGUCAUGAGCCGUUUAGGGUGAAGAGGAAGGUGCAGGCGGAGAAUGAGCGGUUGGGGGCUACGAGUUUGAUGGCGCUUUAUGAGGGAGGGCUUAGGGGGGAAGAGGGUGGGGAUGGGUCGAAUUCUGGGGAGAGGACGGUUGAGGGUAAGGACAUGGAGGUGGAUUGA